Messenger RNA from Dunckerocampus dactyliophorus (ringed pipefish), 756 nucleotides. RefSeq names its product gamma-crystallin S-1-like. Bases 65 to 679 code for a protein of 204 amino acids. The transcript has 3 exons. Gene Ontology annotation, molecular function: structural constituent of eye lens. Lineage: Eukaryota; Metazoa; Chordata; Actinopteri; Syngnathiformes; Syngnathidae. The record is from RefSeq and is a predicted model, not a curated record. Gene Ontology annotation, biological process: lens development in camera-type eye; visual perception.
GCCAGAGGACGGAGAAGACUCCUGCAGGAUCUGUGCUGACAGUGGUCCUUGUCUACAACAAGCAAUGAGUGUGUGUGUGUGUGUACACAUAUAUAUAUAUAUAAGCGUGACACUUGUCUGUUUGCCAAGAAAAGCACACACUCAGACUGCAAAAAUGGGCAAGAUCAUCUUCUACGAGGACAGGAACUUCCGGGGCCGUCACUACGAGUGCACGGGCGACUGCACAGACCUGCAGGCCAUGUUUGACCGCUGCCACUCCAUCCGUGUGGAGAGCGGCAUGUUCAUGAUCUAUGACCGCCCCGGCUACAUGGGCAACCAGUGCUUCAUGAGCAGGGGCGACAACCCUGACUACAUGGGCACCACAUGCAUGAAUGAAUGCGUGCGCUCCUGCCGCCUCAUCCCCAUGCACCGCGGCACCUUCAGGUUGAGGCUGUACGAGCACUUUGACAUGGAGGGCCAGAUGAUGGAACUGACCGACGACUGCCCCAACCUCAGCGACCGCUUCCGUGUCUCCAACUUCAACUCGUGCGAUGUGGCCGACGGCCACUGGCUCCUGUACGAGCAGCCCAACUACAGGGGGCGCCAUUUCUACCUGCGGCCCGGAGCCUACAGGAGCUUCAACGAGUGGAGCGGCACCACUUCCAGGGUGGGCUCCAUCAAGCGUCUCAUGGACCUCUAAGGAAGACCGAGAUCCUUGUCAAGUGUCUACUCUUUGCACUUUCUCACACGCUGAAUAAAAUGGCGUCCGUGCUCAAA